Triticum turgidum subsp. durum (durum wheat) is the source of this 378-nucleotide messenger RNA. NCBI's taxonomy places the organism in Eukaryota, Viridiplantae, Streptophyta, Magnoliopsida, Poales, Poaceae. The record is from the annotation of a GenBank genome assembly.
AUGUGCCUCUCGGUGCGGGAUCACUGGUGCGGUGCUGAGACACGGGACGCUCACUGCGAGGAAAGGGGCAUGCACUGGAAGCCAUCUCUAGGUGCUGAUUUCAAGCAUGAGAAUCUGGCCAGGCUAACCAUCUACGGCUUCCAAUCCGCCUACCGCUUCAUUAGAUACGUCAAGCGUGUCAUAAGUGUUGCGGUGAACAUUAAGGAGAUAUCUCUGCACGACACGAAAGUGUGCGACUUCUGCACUGAAGAAUUCGGCCUCAAGAGGGACGAUUGUUUGUCAAAAUAUACAAGGACGAGCAGGAAGAAGGAUCUGCUGAGGGAGAGGAUUAAAGAGGGGCUUGUUAUGACUUCUCCUGCUGCGAUUCACUUUAAUUAG